This is a messenger RNA of Sarcophilus harrisii (Tasmanian devil), 951 nucleotides long. RefSeq names its product histone H3-like centromeric protein CSE4. Lineage: Eukaryota; Metazoa; Chordata; Mammalia; Dasyuromorphia; Dasyuridae. The record is from RefSeq and is a predicted model, not a curated record. Gene Ontology annotation, cellular component: nucleosome. Gene Ontology annotation, molecular function: protein heterodimerization activity; structural constituent of chromatin; DNA binding. The transcript has 2 exons.
UAAAAAGAGUUGUUGCGUCACCUUUGAUAUGGCUCGUACCAAGCAAACCGCUAGGAAGUCUACUGGAGGCAAGGCGCCCCGUAAGCAGCUUGCUACCAAAGCAGCUCGAAAAAGUGCUCCGGCUACAGGAGGCGUGAAAAAACCUCACCGCUAUCGUCCCGGGACCGUGGCCCUGCGAGAAAUCCGCCGCUACCAGAAAUCCACCGAGCUACUCAUCCGCAAGUUACCCUUCCAGCGGCUGGUGCGUGAGAUUGCUCAGGACUUCAAGACUGACCUUCGCUUCCAGAGCUCAGCCGUGAUGGCUCUGCAGGAGGCGAGCGAAGCCUACCUUGUAGGGCUGUUUGAGGACACCAAUCUGUGCGCUAUUCACGCCAAGCGGGUCACCAUCAUGCCCAAGGACAUCCAGCUAGCUCGCCGCAUUCGUGGAGAAAGGGCAUUAAAUCUGGGUCCUAUAAAUAGAGAGCGGCAGAACUCAUUCUACUUCUUUCUCCCCUGAAAAAUGGCUCGUACCAAACAAACCGCUAGGAAGUCUACAGGAGGCAAGGCUCCCCGAAAACAACUUGCUACCAAAGCAGCUCGGAAAAGCGCUCCUGCUACUGGGGGCGUGAAGAAACCUCACCGUUAUCGUCCUGGCACUGUGGCUCUGCGAGAAAUUCGCCGCUACCAGAAAUCAACGGAGCUUCUUGUUCGGAAGCUUCCCUUCCAACGGUUAGUUCGCGAGAUCGCUCAAGACUUCAAGACUGACCUUCGCUUCCAGAGUUCAGCCGUGAUGGCUCUGCAGGAGGCGAGCGAAGCCUACCUUGUGGGGCUGUUUGAGGACACCAAUCUGUGCGCCAUCCACGCCAAGCGGGUCACCAUCAUGCCCAAGGACAUCCAGCUGGCUCGUCGCAUUCGUGGAGAGAGGGCUUAAACUUAUUUACUAUCAACUUCCAAAGGCUCUUCUUAGAGCCA